Acanthochromis polyacanthus (spiny chromis) is the source of this 5168-nucleotide messenger RNA. It is a transcript of the gene slc66a2, whose product is annotated as solute carrier family 66 member 2. Lineage: Eukaryota; Metazoa; Chordata; Actinopteri; Pomacentridae. Gene Ontology annotation, biological process: phospholipid translocation; retrograde transport, endosome to Golgi. Gene Ontology annotation, cellular component: trans-Golgi network; endosome. The record is from RefSeq and is a predicted model, not a curated record. The coding region runs from base 553 to 1368 and encodes 271 amino acids. The transcript has 5 exons.
GUUUCCGGAAGUGUGGGAGAGACAAGAGCAGAAAUCGAACAGAACAGGCUGUACAGCGACGAAACUACUGAAAUGUAGGAAACCUGGACCAAAAACGCAUUUUUGUUUCUUUUUUUUUUGGCCAAUUUUAAGGGCUUUUUGUGCAGUUCCAGGAAAUUUGUGAGUUUCUUCUGACAGGUUAGGUGCAGCCUCUUAAACAACGCUAGCUAGCAUCAACACAAGUGUUGAAUCAGGGGACUCAUUGAGCAGGUUAUCAGCAGAUAUCUCCUCAAAUGAUACCACCGCUGCUUUUGUUCAUGCUAAUGCGCUCAUAGUUGAUUUUUCCGGCUGUUGCUGUACCAUUAGCCCCCUGACCGGUCGUGUGUGUAGCUGUGCUUGUGAUGGCGUGGCAGUAGCUCCGUCUUUGUCUGAGUGAGGACUGACAGUGAUGCUCGGAGAACACGGACGUUCCUCUCCAGUCACCAAGAGGAGCCAGAGGAGGGUAAGCCCCGUUUAACAGCCGCCUCGAAGGCUGACAUCUCCUCCUGUCCGGGCGUCGAGCAGCAGCUGAACAUGGAAGAUGAGGUGUUUGAGCAGAUCGUGUCCGUGUUUAACGCACUGGUGUCGUGGGUCGCCGCCGGUGCCAUGGUGUUCGGAGGGGUGGUGCCCUACAUCCCCCAGUACAGAGACAUCCGAAGGACUCAGAACGCAGAGGGCUUCUCCACCUACGUGUGCCUGGUCCUCCUGGUGGCCAACAUCCUGCGGAUACUCUUCAGAUUUGGCCGCUACUUCGAGACGCUGCUGCUGUGGCAGAGCAUCAUCAUGAUCGGCACAAUGCUCAUCAUGCUGAACCUGUGCACCGACGUCCGCAUGGCUACUGAACUCAACACCAAGAGACGCUCCUUCAUAGCAACAGACAGUAAGGACGAGGAGAUCAGACUCCCUAAGAGGCUCUUUCUGGACUUUGACUGGAACUACUUCUGGUCAUGGAGUCGCUUCAUGGACUAUGUGCAGUGUGUGCUCUCCUUCACGCUGGUGGCGGCCUACAUCACCUACCUCCUCCUGGACUCUUCGCUGUUCGUGGAGACCCUGGGCUUCCUGGCCGUCUUCACAGAAGCAAUGCUGGGGACACCGCAGCUCUACUGCAAUUUUCAGAACAAGUCCACAGAGGGCAUGAGCAUCAAAAUGGUUCUGAUGUGGACCAGCGGGGACACCUUUAAAACUGGCUACUUCCUGCUCACCCAGGCUCCUGUGCAGUUCUGGACAUGCGGCCUGCUGCAGGUCUUCGUGGACAUUGCCAUCCUUUUUCAGGUUUAUUACUACAGCCGCUACCCACAGAAACCAGUGUCCCACACUGUAUCCCACACCACCAGUGCCAAAGCCCUCUGAGAGCCUCUGCAAGAUCGAGGACAAAACAGCAGUGAGGAAGCACUUAUAGCAGCGGCUGUGGAAAUGUAUAAACAUACACGAUUACCAAAGCACCUUGAGAUGAUGCAGGCGGCUCACCCUCACCUCCCAGUAUACAUGAAGACACAUACACACUCAUAAAUAAGGCAUAAACAUACACAGACACCAAGUGAUGUUGGUGCCUGCUGUAAUACCUGAAGGCCACUUGUCACACAAAAACUCUUUUAUUUAUUGUCCUACUGACUUCGUAAUGCAGUGGAAUGCAUGCGUCUGGGAAUGCGGACUUCUCAAAGAAUAUCCCAUGAAUCGACCUGUGCAUGUGGAGAAUAUUAUGCACAUAUAGUACAUGAAGAUACAGCAAAUAUAAACUGCAGAUGUAUGCUCCGAAAUCUGUGCUCAAGGAAACGUGGACCAGCUUUCGCCGUCCACAUACGCUGAUGAAUGUUGCAUGGACCUUCUGCCUUAAUACACACACAUCCAUACAUGGCUUGCUGCGUUACCAGCAAUAGAAAUGUUAUGAAUCAAUCAAAAACUCCUUGUAUACAACCUUACUGAAUGUACAAAACGGCAUUUGUUGUUUGGUUGUUUUUUCCAACACAGUGGAGAGAUGCUGGUCAGACUACCACUUGUUGGACAGAUGGUGGCCAUGUGCUGAGACACUCGGUCCUGUGGGAUGAAAACUAAAGAAACAGAUGCAGUCUAAGUUCCACAAAGAGAGAAGAGUUCCAAAGGUUUGGAGAUGAAAUGCAUCGACUUAUUAAAAAAACAACUGGACAGAAUCAUUAGUGGCCUUGAGCUUAGCAGAGGGAUGAGAGAAGCGAGCUUUGUAAGACAAUGCCAAGGUUUUUGUACUAGUCUUGCUGAUGACAUUUUGUGUAUAAAUUUCAUCAUUCUCAUGCCACAAAUUUCAAAUAUCAUAAAUAUAUGCUCCGGUUAGCACAAAGUGAAGCGAGGACAAUUCUCCAUGUGUUGAUUUCAGAAAACUCUUGCCUGUACUGAGGGUUUGCUAUAUGAAGCCACUCCAUAAAUGUACAGGAGUGUUCCCACUGAGAUGUGAUACUGAGCUGUUCCACAAACCCAACACAGAAACGUGCUUGUGUAGGUUGCUAGCUACUGACAGCUGUUGUCUGUACAGUCUUAGCAUUUCUGCAUGGGGCUAGCAGUCAGAUAGAUGCUAAAAACCCCAGGAGAAAAUUAGCUCCGCAUUCACUCUGAACACAUCUUCAAGUGUAAGAUGGCACUUUUGGCAUAGUAUUAUCACGAUUUAGUGAAGCCUCUGGUCUGUUGUUGCUGCAUUGAUGCAAUACUGACAGACCGCGAAGAACGCCUGUUAUUCUGAGCUCCGAGGGUUCAUGCAUUGUUCUUCAAAGAUUAUUUUUAGGGGCAUUUUUGUGCCUUUACUAACGAGAGAUGGAAAAGGAAAAGGUAAAAGGUGGAAAAGAGAGUAGGGGAAUGGAACCAGAGACCUGCUGCUCAGAGCACCAGUGCUGAUGCAGUUCACACCCCUGUACGACUGUACCCUCAGUUCAUGCAUUGUUCUAAGUCUGGAAUAGUCGACAGUAUUUGCUACUUUGGUUGUGUGCGUUUGUCAUUUUGCUAACAAGUAAACCAGAUAUCCUACUUGGUCAAUAAUUUAACAUAUGCAGAAAGUCAUUUUUCUAUACCAUAAAAUGGCUUAGCUGUUGCCUUUUAUGGAGUCUGUGAAGUCCCGCCUCUUUCUCCACCCACUCCUCCCCAUUCGCUGCAGCUUGAGCACACCAGCUCACUUAAAACGUCACAUAAAACUACUCAAUGCUACACAGUUGCAAUUUGUAUUGUUGGAGUAAUUCAAGCAUACAUGUUUGAACUGGAAACCAACUAUGAAGAAGAAUAGUGAUUUUACAAAAGGCCCACCUUACAAGUUGACAGGUUUGUUUUGUGUGAAACCUGUCACUGCUGCCAUUUUAAGGUGGAAAUGUUCAAGUCUUUAUUUCACACGUGAUGUGUCUUAUAGAUAAUAAAAAACACAACAUGUUAGCAGAUAAAAAACUUGAUUUUCACCGGAGGGCAUUUUAAAAUUAGCUGUAGUCAUUGCCUUUGGCAAUUCUUAAACAGAUGACCACAGCUUCCCUGCAACAUCUUUAUUCAGUGGAACUGUCAGGUACAGCUGUCAGUCAUGAUGAUAUCCACGACCGUUUAAAAGUUUGGGGUCACACAGACAAUUUCAUGUUUUUCACUCACACUUUUAUUCAUGUGCUAGCAUAAUUACACAAGGGUUUUCUAAUGAUCAAUUAGCCUUUCAACACCAUUAGCUAACACAAUAGAGCAUUAGAACACAGGAGUGAUGGUUGCUGGAAAUGUUCCUGUGUCUAGACUGUGUUUCUGAUCCAUUUAGUGUUAUCUUCAUUGAAAAAUACUGUUUUUCUUCCAAAAAUAAGGACAUUUCUAAGUGACCCCAAACUUUUAAACGGUAGUACACGUCCUCUGUUUAGCAUCAAGUAACCAAGUAAAAGCAUCUAUGACAAAUUCUGCAAGCAGCCACCAGGGGGCAAUCAAACUAUUUUGGCUUCACUACAGGGGAAGCUGACAUGUCAUCCAUCUUUAUAUUUACAAUCUGAACAAUAAGACCUUAGUGAAACAUAGUUUUUGCAAUUUAAAGAGCUAUUAUUCCUUUCAGCAAUAAUAACAUAUGCACGUUAACUGUGGCAACAUUUCUGUGAGUGCGGUGGUUGGAUUUACUAAUGGAAAUGAUGACCAAAGCCCAAGUUGAAAUGAAGCAGGGUUCUUCCUAAUCGAGAUGAACUUUAGAGAUUGAUACUGAUGAAUAUGGUCAUUAGAAAUCCUCCUUUUACCUCCAUCAUAUUUGCAGUAGAUAGCACUGACUGGCACGUUUAAAAUUCAUUCAAAUCUGAUGGCAUGCAGUAAUACUACGGCUCACGACUCUACGUCACUGCGUGGCGUUCUGAGCAGGCUGUACUCAUCAUGGUUCUGAAACUCCUGUUCUAAAGGACAAACAGAACUGGAACACAGUGAGGAAAUUUUCUUUAUUAUUGUUUUGUAAUUUUCCCUCGGAAGAGGAUCAGUGCCAAACCAGGAGGUGUCCGACUGUCAGCCCUUCACUGAACUGUGUUCUACAGCAGACCUGAUUCUGUCCUCCUCCUCCAAGCCUCAAGGAAGGGAAACUUCCCUUUUGUUCUGCUGGGAGAUAGUUUUCUAUAAAGAUUUUUUCCUCUUCACUAUUAAAAAAGACAUGGUGGGUGAUUCCUUUGUUUCUUAGUAACUGAAAUGCACUCCUUGUGUUUACAUCUAUUCAGCAGCCCUAUUUAUUUUGUGAUCCUUUUUGUAUUAUCUUCCAGUGCCAGUGUAAGAUAUCGUACGCCUGUUCUUUAUCCAGACGGUGGUGAGCGUGACUGUGUUGUGUGGAUAAUGUGUGAUGCCUGACAGGUUUUUGUUGCGCUGAACAAGAUCAAAAAGACCUCAGAGUUCCACAUUCUUGACUGUUUAAUUCCAUGUACCUGAUUAUUUUUCUUAUUUUGUUUUCUAUCCUUUGGUUCAUUUAGUUUCUAUCUGAAGGUGUUUUCCCAUAGAAACUGCCACGUUUGUGAAACCCUUACCUAGUUUAUUAAUGCACCAAAAAUGUUUUUUUUAUGCUGAUUUCUUUUUUCUAUGUGCAUUUAUUGGUUUGUAUUUCUUCUUUUUUUGAACUGGCAGUCCCCCUUUAUCACUCUUGAGGCUGUUUAAACACUCACUGCUGUCAAGAAACUAGCGUGACACUGUCACACAAUAAAGAGGACACACAGAGA